AUGUUCGAUAAAUUAUUAGCAACAAGUCCUCUCCUACUUGAACCCGAUUGGGAAUCAAUUCUUCAACUUUGUGAUAUUGUUAAAACACAAGAAGUGACACCUAAAUAUACAAUACAAUCAAUCAAGAAAAAACUUCGUCAUGAAAAUGCACAUGUUAUUCUCAAUUCACUUCAAUGUUUAGAAUCUAUUGUUAAAAAUUGUGGUGGAUCAAUUCAUAAAGAAGUUGCAGAAAAAGAUGUGAUGGAUGCAUUAAAAGAAUUAGCUAAAAAUGGUCCAGAACAAAUUCGUGAUAAAGUACUUCAGUUAAUUCAAUGUUGGUCUUAUGGUCUUGGUCAACAACAUAAAAUUUUUACAGAUACAUAUAAUUUAAUGAAACUUGAAAAUUAUCAGUUUCCACCAUUAAAAGAAAGUGAAGCUAUGUUUGAAAAUGAUGAUGUAGCACCGGAAUGGCGUGAUGAUAAAGAAUGUUUUCGUUGUCGACAAAUUUUUACUACAUUUAUACGGAAACAUCAUUGUCGAGCAUGUGGAGAUAUUUUUUGUGAUAAAUGUUCAUCAAAAUGUUGUCCUAUUCAAAAAUUUGGUAUUGAUCGUGAUGUACGUGUUUGUGAUUUAUGUUAUGAAAAAUUAACAACUGGAGUACCAUUAACUUCAAAACCUGCUUCAUUAUCAAAACCAACACCAACACCAACAACUACUCCCAAUCAAACAAAAACACAAGCUGAAAUCGAUGAAGAAGAAUCUUUUCAACUUGCAUUAGCUAUUUCACAAAGUGAAGCUGAGGAAAAAGAACGUCAAAAGAAAGUAUUAACUCAAAAAUAUGCAAUGUCAACUUCAGUUUCUAUACCAACAAAUAUUUCUGAAAAUGAUAAUCAAUAUACUGAAUUAAAUAAAUAUAUCGAACAAGGACAACAACAACAACAAAAUAUUCAAAAUGAAAUAAUAUCACAAAUAUCAGAACAAACAAAUAAUUUUAUAAGUGAUCAAGAAAUCGAUCAAUUUACAAGUCUUGUUACUGAUCAUAUAAAUAAUUUCAAAUUUCGUAUGUUAAGUAAUCAACAACGUAAUCGAAAUAUUACAAAUGACACAGCUGUACAAUCAGUUUUUGUUAUGUUACAACAUUUACAUCCUGAACUUCAUCGUUUUAUGCAAUUAUUAGACGAUAAACGAGCUCAUUAUGAAAAUUUACAAGAUAAAUUAACUCAAUUAAAAGAUGCUCGAGAAGCAUUAAAUGCUUUACGUACAGACCAUUAUGAAAGAAAACAACAAGAAGCUUUAGAACGUGAAAGACAACGACAAAUACAAUUAGCACAAAAACUUGAUUUUAUGAGACAAAAGAAACAAGAAUAUCUUGAAUAUCAACGACAAGUACAUCUUCAACAUUUAGCUCAACAAGAAUUAGAAAUGAAAACUCGUCUUGAACAACAACGACAAUUAACAUUAGCACGUGAACAACUUUCACAAAAUUCUCAUUUAUCUAUGAUAUCAUAUGAUUAUAGUCAAUUACCUCAUCAACAACCAUAUAUCACUUUACCAUCACAACAAGCCAUACAUCGAACUAGUCAAUAUCCAAUUGUAACAUCUUUUCCUACACAACAAUCUCAAUAUACUUCUAUGAUGACACAAUCAUCACAUACAGAUAUAAAUCUGUUAUCUCAUGUAUCGUCGCCAUUACCAAUUCAACCGAUUUCUUAUCCAAUAAACGUCAAUGCAGAUAAUAAUUAUAUGACUUCUACGGGGCAAAUGUCAUAUAGUCAACAGCAACAAUCAGUUCCUAUUACUAAUCAAAAUAAACCAGAACCUCAAUUGAUCAUUUUUGAUUAA
Molecule: messenger RNA, 1821 nt
Organism: Rotaria sp. Silwood2
Lineage: Eukaryota; Metazoa; Rotifera; Eurotatoria; Philodinida; Philodinidae
Source: the annotation of a GenBank genome assembly